This is a messenger RNA of Cladocopium goreaui, 828 nucleotides long. Lineage: Eukaryota; Dinophyceae; Suessiales; Symbiodiniaceae. The record is from the annotation of a GenBank genome assembly.
AUGACUGCCAGACUUUCGGUUCUUCAAGGCCAACUUGGUCACCUGACAGGCGUUGAUGAACGCUCUCAAGCAGGAGGAACUGGCUUUGUUGAAGCCCGUGCUGCUGGAGGAUUUAUGCCUGGGUUUGGAAGACAGGUGGGUGGGGUGCAGGUGACUCCAAGCAGGGAUGGGCCUGUAGCAGCUGAGCCAAAGACACCAGCAACAGCAGGAUCACCACCAGUUACCCCAGCUUCUCAAAUCAUUCCCAGCUUCAGCAACAUGAGCCUAGAAGAAGCAGAGACAAAAGAGGAUGACAAAAAAACAUUGAACUACCUACUACGUGCUCCAACCCUUCGCCUUGAUGACACGCAUGUCGACCCAACUCAGAAGGACAAUGACACAGAAGCAGCUACGCAGAAAGACAUGGCUGAUGUUCAAUCUGUCAACUCGACCCCAUACCAACCUGACAAUCAACUUGGUUUGUCAGACGCUGAAAGUCCAUGGCCAAAAGACUCAGAAUGCCCUGAACCUCCACCUGACAAAACCAAAAUCUCUGUGCCUCCUUCCCUGUCCCUGGCAGCAAGCCCCAGUGUGGCUGCUUCCCCAGCAGCAAGCCCGAGCAGCAACGCAGCUGAUUCCAGCAUGGGGGAUGGGGCCACACAGCUGCAAAGCCAAGGGAGUGGGGGAGAGACACAGCUGCAAAGCCAAGGGAGUGGGGGAGGGACACAGCUGCAAAGCCAAGGGAGUGGGGGAGGGACACAGCUGCAAAGCCAAGGGAGUGGGGGAGGGAGCGCAAAGAAGAAUAAGUACAGUGAUGGCACGUACUGGAAGCUUCUAGAAAGCAUUUAA